Molecule: messenger RNA, 6411 nt
Organism: Pogonomyrmex barbatus (red harvester ant)
Lineage: Eukaryota; Metazoa; Arthropoda; Insecta; Hymenoptera; Formicidae
Gene: Wdr62
Product: WD repeat domain 62
Biological process (GO): centriole replication
Cellular component (GO): mitotic spindle
Molecular function (GO): protein binding
Source: RefSeq, a predicted model, not a curated record
UUUAUUUUAGGCAUUUUCACCCAGCAACAAAUAUGUUGUAUCGGUUGGCUCGCAGCAUGACAUGAUUGUUAACGUCUGGGAUUGGCGAAACAAUAUUAAAAUAGCAUCUAAUAAAGUUUCAAGCAAAGUGAAGGCUGUUUGUUUCGCAGAAAAUGGCAAUUAUUUCGUUACUGUAGGCAACAGGCAUGUCAAAUUUUGGUAUUUGGAAUAUUCACGUAAUGCCAAGUAUAAAGAACCUGUACCUUUGAUGGGUCGAUCUGCCAUAUUAGGAGAACAGAGAAAUAAUGAUUUUGUUGAUGUAUCUUGCGGUAGAGGGGAAAUGGCAGAUUCUACGUACGUAAUAACUAAAACGGGCCUAUUAUGCGAAUUUAAUAACAGAAGGCUCUUGGAUAAAUGGGUUGAACUUCGAACGAGUAGUGCCAAUUGCAUAGCGAUUGGAAGUAAAUAUAUUUUUAUUGGAUGUGCCGAAGGCAUCGUGAGAUGUUUUAGUCCCAGCACACUUCAAUUUAUCACAACACUACCAAGAACACAUUAUUUAGGAGUUGAUGUUGCACAAGGAUUAUCGAUUAGCCAUAUGUCUCAACAUCCGCCUAACGCAAGAUAUCCGGAUGCAAUUGCGUUAGCGUUCGACGAACGGAAUAACAAAUUAACCUGCAUAUAUAAUGAUCACAGUAUCUAUGUUUGGGACGUAAGAGAUAUCAAACGAGUCGGCAAGUCACACUCGUUCUUAUAUCAUUCAGCUUGCAUCUGGGGUGUCGAAAUGUAUCCGAUUGAUUCAGAUUCUAUUGGUGCAAUGCCAUCUGGAAGUUUCAUCACUUGUUCUAGUGACGACACGAUAAGGAUCUGGAAUUUAGAGAAGGAUAUCUUGCCAAAUGACACCUUAUACAAACGAAAUAUUUAUAGCAAUGAAUUGCUCAAAGUAUUGUAUAUAGAUCCAGAAUUGACUUAUCUGAAGGAUUUGGACUUAGCUGCCGCAGGAUCUGAAAAGAAUGACGCAUCUUACGAUGGUCGUAAUGGUGUAAGAUCGAUAAGGAUAGCUCCUGAUGGCAAACACCUUGCUUCUGGAGAUAGAUCUGGCAACAUCAGAAUUCAUGAUGUUUCUUCACUAGAAGAAUUAUGCUUAAUAGAGGCGCACGAUGCCGAGGUGUUAUGUCUAGAAUAUUCCAGGUUCUCGCGACAUUCAUUAGACAUUCCUAAAUUAUUGGCGAGCGCAUCUCGCGAUCGAUUAAUUCAUGUAUUUAGUGUCGAUCAAGGAUACAAUUUUCUGCAGACUCUCGAUGAUCAUAGUUCUUCCAUUACUGCAGUUAGAUUUUUCAGUCAAUUGAAUCAAGAUAAUCAAACACAGAUGGUAUCUUGUGGUGCAGAUAAAAGUAUAAUAUUUAGGCAAUUGCAAUCAACAUCAGCUGGAAUGCAAUUCGCUAGAGGUCGUAAUGCUCAGGGAAAGACUACUUUAUAUGAUAUGGAAGUUGAUUCCGGACAGAAACAUGUGUUAACUGCCUGUCAAGAUAGGAAUAUUCGAGUUUAUAAUGUCACUACGGGUAAACAUAGUAAAACUUUUAAAGGCUCUAUUAGUGAUGAUGGUUCGCUGAUCAAAGUUGUCCUAGAUGCAUCUGGUAUUUAUGUAGCUACUUCAUGUACAGAUAAAACACUAUGUGUAUAUGAUUAUUAUAGUGGUGAAUGUAUGGCCACUAUGGUUGGUCACUCGGAACUGGUGACUGGUUUGCGUUUCAGUCCAGAUUGUCGUCAUCUUGUUUCUGCUAGUGGCGACGGCUGCAUAUUCAUAUGGCGUGUUCCGCAUGAUAUGGUUAUAACUAUGCAAGCUCGUUUGGCUCAACAAGCAAUGCGUGCCGGCAAAAGACCACUCCAAGUCAAUGGUGACGAGAUUGACAUACAAUUAGAUAACGAAACUUUUGGAUCGCCUCCAUCGGACUUUCUUGAUCCUAAUGUCAAUUCAACACCUCAGAAUGUCGGUGUGGAUUAUAGAUUUAGCGUUGGUCAGUUACCAUUAUGGGCAAAAAAGCAAAUAAAUACCACAAAUGUUGAUGAUAGUGUAGUGCUGAGUUCAAAUGCUAGAUCUCUUGGUGUUGAUCUACCAAAAGGACGAUGGGCACAAAGAGUUCAGCAAGGUGACGGUAUCACUGUAAAGUCCGUAUAUGACAGUGAUGAAAUAAUACCAUUUCCUUCAUCGCGUAGCAUCGUUGAUUCGAAUGAUGGUGGUUAUGGCGGCGGCGGUGGUGGGAGUGGCUCAAAGGAUAGCUCUAUUGAUAGUGGCACAGAAACAAAAUGUAGCAAUGACUAUCAACGAGAAAUGAUAAUUAUUAAACAGGAAGAACAGGAAAAUAUAUUUCAAAAAUCUUGUUCCAAAAGAUAUAGAGAGAUAGAAACUGAAACAAAACAGAUACUCGAUGAUAAGGUGACAAUAAGAAGUAAUAUUACGGAAUUGACACGUCAAUCAAGAAAUCGUCAUCAAACCGAUGAUAGUAGUCUCGGCAGCUUCAAAUUUGAGGAUCAUGAAAGUACUGAACAUGACGGAGAUGUUGAAGAUUAUUCCGAAGGAGAAAAUGGAACUACAAGUUCUGAAAAAUCACAUAGAUUAAUGUACUAUCCCCCACCAGAAGAUAUUGUGUCAAAUCAAUUUACCGUUAAUGCGAUGGACAUUGAAGAACUUCGAAGAUCACAAAAGCGUCAGAAAAGAAUGAAGAAUAUAGAGAACAGUCAGACAAAUGAAUUGACUGCAUCUGGCAGUCAGGAUGAAUCUGAUUCAGAAGGUGGUGCAUCAACUCCAAGUGCCGAAAGAAAUCCAUUAUCUAUGUUAUCUGAAGCUAGUUCAGAAGGUUUUGAUCAGCUUACUAAACAAAGUCACAGAGAAAAAUAUUUAAAGAAUGCUUUUGAGUCACUUAGUGGUGCGGAGGAACCACCGAAUCGAGUAAAAACAACAAGUAUUAGUUCUCAAUUUCAUGGAAGACUUAGUGGUGGUGAGAAUAGCACCAGUGCUAAAAUACGUAAUACGGCAGUAGUUAAUGCAACAAAACAUGCGAGAGGUGAUAUUGAUGUCGUGAAGAAACGAGAAGAAUUGCAAAGAAGAAUAGAAGAAACCAGAAGAAAGUUACAAAGUGUCGGUUAUAGAUCUUUAUUAAAAUCCAGCCAAAGUAUAUCUGAUUUGAGCAGUCACUUACAAGAAAAACAUCACCAUUUGAAUAGGCUCAGUACAGGUAAUAGAUCUAAUCAACAAAAUCGGAAAUUUUUGAUUAAUCCUUACAAACCUAUGCUAAAUCUAAAGUCUACAUUUAAAUCCCAAAAAUGCAUUAACAAUUGUCAAGGUAUAGGGAAUGCAUCGCCUAAAUUAGAAAUAUCGAAUGAAAAAUCCUUAUCGAAAAGUCCAACUAUGUUGUGCAUUAAUGAGAAAGCAAAGCCAAUUUUUAGUCGCCCAUUAACAUUAACAUUAAAGAAAACUGAAAAGUAUAAGCUGUCCUUGAAUAAAGCUAAUCAAUCUUUGCCUGAGUCUCCUGUAUGCGAGGAAUUAAAAUUAUUAAAAAAGCAAUGUAAAAAGAAUAUAAGUCGAUUUGCAAAAUUUGCUCAGAAGAGAAGAUCUUGUAGUUACUUCAUUGGUCUGAAUGAUAAUGAGAAGUAUAUAGAAAAUGUUACAAAAUCUUUUGAAAGUUUACCUGCUAUGAAUGAGUAUAAUAUGGAGAAUCUUAAAGAAACCAUCGACAAUGUUGACGAAGGAAAUGGUAAUUUUAGUGAUGAUUCAUUGGAAGAAGAUUUCAAAAAUUCGCCUCGACGUUGCAUUAGUGAUUAUCAAAUAAACGUUCAUAUGAAUGACUAUAGAAGUUAUUCGAAUUAUCAGAAUUUCCAGAAAAAAAAUUUAACUGGCUCUCAAGAAAGUAUACUUUCGGAUGCCUCUGUUGAAUCUUUUUUUAAAGGAAGUGCUGAAAUCUUAGACUAUAAUCAUUAUGAUCACGAUAGACAUUCGAGUGCAAGUUUCUUUUUGUCUCGGCGUAAAAUGCAAGAAGGUAGAAGUCAGGAAAGCAUAUUAACUGAUGAAUCGGAUUAUCAAAUAUUUCCAUUACGCGAGAACAUUGAUCAUCGAAGUACAGAAAGCGUAUUAACAGACGACUCAGAUUCUUUGGUGAGAUCUGCACCUUUGGAAAUGUUGUUUGAUUCACAUUACAAACGAAAAAGACAAAAUUCCGAAACUUAUAAUGGAGAUUCUAAUAAUAUCAUAGAUGUCACCGCAGAUAAUGCACAGAAUUCAGCUAACGAGAACACAUUGUACAGAGCAGUGUUUAAAUCAAAAUCUUUACAGGAUACUAGAAUUAGCAAAGCGAAAAGCAAUAUGAAUUUUGUAGAGAAUAAUGCACCAUUGAAGACUCAUGUUUAUUACGAAUUUAAUUUUGAAAAUGAACACAAGGAGAAUGUAGAUAAUGUGAUGGUUUGCGGCGGAUCGGAAACUAUCCCGCGUAGCAAUAGCCUUAAAGUACCCACGAAACCAGAAUCGACGAUGAUCUUGAAUGAUUUUGUUGCUCAUAAACCACCAAAACCCAAAAGAAACUCAUCUCGUACUCAAAGCAUGCGCAAUAGAACUAAAUCAACUUGGAAAUAUAUUGACACUUCACCUUUAUCGCUUGGUUUAACAAGCACGACCGAUUCUACCAUGGCAUCUUCUAUGAAUUUAAUGAAGUCCGAAUAUCAAACACAGGACAAUACGGAAAUGAAACGAGAUCCAGUCGAUUCAGAAGUAAUGCAGCAAUUCUUGCAAUCUUCAAAUUAUGUGUUACAAUCUGACAAGAAUAAAGACAGUAGAAGCAAAUUUCACAGUUUGCAGACUUGUCACAGUAAUACGACUUGUCAUAGUAAAAACGAUACUUUUCAGGAUGAAUUAAUAUAUGACAGCAAUGACUCAUAUCAUCAUCCAAUAAACAUUAAUAGUACAAGAGAAAGACAGAGUGUAUCUUACAAUAAGGAACAAAUACAUUUUUUCGAGAAUGACAUUCUAACGAAAGAUAUGUACUCUAAUGAAACGUACGAUUCAUUAGAGCCUGGUGGAAUCACUUGCGAAGCGCAAAGAAAAGAAUUAUCACUCAGCAAUUCGAAUUUACAAUCCAUUAAUGACGGUAUUAACAAUCUGGAUGCAAACAUGGAUUUUAGAAUAACUCGCGCUAUCGAGGGUACCGUGAAAUUACUUUCAAAGGAAUUUGAAAACUUAGUAAGGCAGAAACAAUAUUUGACAAAAGAGAAGUAUUCACAAUUGACGCAAGAUCAAGAAAUAAGCGAAAACUUUGCUAAAUUAGAGGCCGAACGAGACGGUAAAUUUUGCACUAUCAAACGUGAUAUACGGAUACAUUCAUGCGGCGAGGACAGCGACUGCACUGAUAUGUUGAUGGAUAGAUCGUUGAUGGAGAGUGGUUCUUCUACAUCUGCCUCAAGUUGCACUAACUCGCCCAAAAGAAUGUGGCCGCCUGCGUCGCGAUGCCCGAGUUAUAUGAAAUGGACGAAAACUUUGCCGACAAUCAAUCAAACAAUUCUUACUACAAAACAUCCUUAUAAAGUUGGCAGUAAGGGGGGGCAAAUCUCGUCAAAAGUUAUUGACAGUGAAGAAGAAGAAACUGGUAUGAGACGUGCCUGUUCAUUGAGUGAUCUUUCCAUCAGUCCUUCAAAUAGAUUAUUGCAUGGUCCUAUACAAGUUUCAGGAAAACUAGGAAAUAAAAAUAUAGGCGCAAUAUCAAGAUUAGCAAGUACUUAUAAUACUAGCAACCAAUCCAGGCAUUCCGGAACUUCAGGAAAAAACCACUCGACUCAUAUAACAAGAAGCAGCAGUGUUGGUGUCUUAAACCAAAGUGAUUCAGAAUCAGAUAUUGGUAUCACAGGAGGAAAUAAAGGAUGGAGUGGUCAAUCCAGUAGAACAAGUGGUUUGAUGAGACCAACAAUUAGUUCUCAAAAUAAAAUCAAUCAUCAAAAUAAAUCAAGUUCUUCUAAUACUAUUUCAUCAAUCUUAAGAAGACGAGGAAUACAAGGAGCCUUCUCCACUGCUAAUCUAAGUCAAGUGGGAAAUCAAGAAGAUUCAAGUUCAGAAGAUACUUCAUCAAAUGAAAAAGGAGGAAAACCGGUAUUACCGCCAAGACCUAGAAGUAUUAGUAUUGAUCAUUCCUCUGCUAGGGUUUCGUCGGGCGACCCGACGAGACCAGGGAGUACCCUGGUACUCGGAGAUAGUCAUCGAGAGUGCUCGACGCCACCAGGGAGAUCCUGACUUUUGACUUUUGCCAAGGAGAGCCCUGAUGAGAUUAUCGGUAUUAGGAAACCAAGCGUUCUCGGCUGUAUCGAGGUGCUUCUCGACAACGUUUUGGAAAGCGAUAGGAACGGAGGUCUUCUAUGAUCGAGCGUACUCGGCCGUGCUGAGGUGUACUUCGGUAC